This is a messenger RNA of Coprinopsis cinerea okayama7#130, 198 nucleotides long. RefSeq lists its product as hypothetical. NCBI's taxonomy places the organism in Eukaryota, Fungi, Basidiomycota, Agaricomycetes, Agaricales, Psathyrellaceae. Bases 1 to 198 code for a protein of 65 amino acids. The transcript is spliced from 3 exons. The record is from RefSeq and is a predicted model, not a curated record. Gene Ontology annotation, cellular component: endoplasmic reticulum.
AUGCCAACUGAAUUCGAGCUCCGCAAGCGCAACGAAAAGUUCGCCAAGGACGUGCGCGAGGGGAAGAAAGCACUUCACGCCUCUCGAGCUGAGAAGCUCGCCGCGAGGAGCCCUGUCAGUGCUUGGGCAUUGGGAAUCAUCAUGUUUGUUGUCUUUGGUGGAGUGGUCUUCGAACUCCUACGACUGAUAUUCCUGUAA